This is a messenger RNA of Priapulus caudatus, 1822 nucleotides long. RefSeq lists its product as uncharacterized. The coding region runs from base 98 to 1822 and encodes 574 amino acids. The record is from RefSeq and is a predicted model, not a curated record. The transcript has 3 exons. NCBI's taxonomy places the organism in Eukaryota, Metazoa, Priapulida, Priapulimorpha, Priapulimorphida, Priapulidae.
CCCUACCGGCCGUAUUCGUGACGUCAUUUUUGCGCCAAAAUCAAAACCAUCAUACUCAUAGCUAAAGGGUGUACGUGUAGGUGUCUGAGUGCUAAUCAUGGCAACGUUAGAAAUGAAAAGUUAUAUUAGUAAUUGGGUUAAAAGAGAGCUGGUUAUUGAUGAACAAGGUUAUCUAACAGCACACGAUGUUUUCACGAACUUUAUGAAGUCUUGCUCUAACCCAACCGUAUCAAAGGUCCUUUUUGGAACACGUAUAAAAUUAGUAUUUCCUGGCAUUACUUCUUCUGUAAAAAGAAAGGGUAAAACUAAUGUAAGAAUAUAUCGUGGCGUCUCAUACCGUCACCAGCAACCAGAAGACACGAUUAGCCUGCAUGACAUUGCAUUGCGAAUGAAACCUAAUUGGUGCCAAGUAGUCGCGAAAAAUGACAGCAGUAUCAAAAUUAUGUCUUCUGUUGGUAAUGGUAUUAUCAACCAGCAGAGAGUUGUUAAAGAAUUAGAAGUGUAUAGAAAUGGUCACUGGAAUUUAUGUUUUGGAGUCGUCUGUGUGCUGACUAGUGGCCAAACGAGUCUGCUGUCACCUGGGGAUGGCAUGUUUCGUGUCCAGGAUGUGGACAACCUACUCCGCAUGGUCGAUAAUGCAGAAAUCUGCAAAGGAUUGCCAUUGGGCGUGUCAACUACAGGCCUACAACCAGUUGAGCGUUUCCAGACAGCCGAGGGAGAACCAGAAGAGAUUCGCCAGCGUGCUCGCACUUGCCUUUGGCUAAAACCGGCUCUUGCACACGGCACAAGCUGCCGGGCAUGCAAUAGGCGUCUGCGUUAUCUCCGGAAGGCUGCAACGCUGAAGCCACUUCACACUAAGCUAAGCACAGAGGCAAUGGGAAAGAUACGGUAUGUGGCUGGUCGAUGUGUAGCCAAACUAACAUCUAAACAUCACAACAGUUGGCGACGCCUCAUGUAUGCUGAAGGGUCACGUCAGAAAAAGCUCUGUAAGAGUACAGUUGAAACACUAAACUAUCUGGACUGUCUCACUGCAUCCUAUGCAGAUCUUCACAAAACAAGUGAGAUGCCAGAAACACUGGAAGAAACUGCUCGGAAGCAGAAUAUACGACAGUCACUGUACAACAUCAGUGACAACGCCUUUCGGUUUUUCUUGCUACUAGAGAAACACCGUGUGCAUUUAGAAACCAAAGGCCGGUUUGAUGUCGAGCAACAGGAUGUCAUUUCUGUUGUUGAAGCGCAACUUCUCGACACAGCAGAGUUGAAGGAGACAUGGAGGGCAUUAUUUCUUUCCACGGAUGUUACAGAAAGUGCCAGUCUUGAUACUCUGUUUCGGAAGAUCGUCCAUUCGUUUGUCCUGGUUGCAAGCAACUACUUCAGAAAAGAUCUCAUCAGGUCCUACGGUCAAAAGAAAAUGGAGUCCCACAGGCGGCAAAUUCAAAUGAGACACCAGAAAGAGAAAGACCUAACUGCUAAACUGUCUUCGGCCAAAAUUGCAGCAGACACAUCAAAAAGGAAACAAGUGACGCAUCUUCAACUCCAGAGCAUUUUAAAAUCCAACCCCAACUUCUUCUCUGCUCGCACAUAUUCAAAGGAAGAGCUAAAAACCUUUUUCAAGGCCUACACUCUACCAUGGCAAACACGGAGAUUGAAAACACAACUUGCGGAGGACCUCUGCGCAAAAAUACUUGCAGUAGACAAUAUGUCAGAACCGAAUGGAAUGCGUUUGGAGCAUCUUCACCCAUCAGCUCGACUGCAGAUAUCCUGCCAGCGACUUGUGAUGAGCCACAGCCUGGUCCCUCUGGCCUUCAACACCAUACAUUGA